AUGGCGACAACACAACCCACGGUACCCCCAGGGAGGGAUGCUACCAACAACAUCCGGAUUGAAGAAGAGCAAAUCGGCCACGCGCAUACCAAUGAGGAGGGACUGUUUAAAAAUGGCCCCAUGGUGGACAAGGUCGACCAGUUUGGCUCGCACACCAAGACCGAUCCGAGAGAAAUCGCCCUGGUCAGGAAGCUGGACUGGCAUAUUCUUGUGAGGAAAUUGCUUCUCGUUGGUAUAAUCUGGAGCGUUGGUUUGAAGACUAACCAUAUCCUACCCAACCAGCCUAUCCUCUGGCUCAUGUAUCUAUUCAACUACCUCGACCGCAACGCCCUGGUAAAUGCUCGGCUCGACGACCUCGAGAAGAGACUGAACCUAGUGGGCACCGAGUACAACACAUGCGUAUCAAUCCUGUUUGUUGGCUACAUCGCCUUCCAAAUCCCCUCCAACAUGAUACUCACCAGAGUCAAACCGUCAUGGUACAUGGCAGGCUUCUGCCUAGCGUGGUCCAUCAUCAGCCUGCUAACGUACCUGGCGCAUGACUACGCCACCAUGGUCGCCUUCCGCUUCCUCCUCGGCGUGACCGAGGCACCCUUUUACCCCGGCGCCCUGUACGUCAUCAGCAUGUUCUACACGCGCAAGGAGAUCGCCGUGCGCAUGUCGUGGUUCUUCACAGCCAACAUGCUAGCCAGCGCCGUGUCGCCGCUCAUCGCGGCGGGGGUCUUCUCGGGGCUUGGCGGCGCCCGCGGUUUGGCGGGAUGGCAGUGGCUGUUCAUCAUCCAGGGCGCGCUGAGCAUCGUGGUGGCCAUCAUGGCCUUCUUCAUGCUGCCGGACCACCCGCUCACGACGAGGUGGCUGAGCGAGGAGGAAAAGCAGCUCGCGCACGCGAGGAUCUGCAUGGACACGACGGGCCUGGCAGAGGGCACCAGCGUGUGGCUCGGGCUGAAGCAGGCGGCCGCGGACUGGCGGACGUGGGUACUGGUGCUCAUGUACAACUUUCACCUGUCGUCCAUCAGCUUCCAGAACUUCUUGCCGACGGUGCUGCAGACGUUGGUGCAGGACAAGAUUAUGAGCCUGGUGUUGACGUUCCCGCCGUAUCUCUUCGCCGCCAUCAUGGCCGUCAUCAUGGGCAAGAGCUCUGGGCAUUUCAACGAGCGGACGUGGCACAUCACCGUGUGCAAGUCCAUCGUCAUAAUCGGCUUCAUCCUCCCCGUCGCGACGUUCAACGUCCCGGCCCGGAUGGUGGGUAUUUUCCUGUUUGUGGGCUUCACGUUUGGUAUCAACAACAUCAUCCUAGGGUGGGUGUCUUCGACGCUCGGUCAGACCAACGAGAAGAAGUCGGUGUCCCUGGCCAUCGCCAACUCGCUAGGAAACAUGUCUUCCAUCUAUAUGCCGUACAUCUGGGAUAAGCAGUUUGCACCGCGAUACAUCCCGCCCUGGCUGGCGAGCAUUGCCUUCUCGGCGGGCUGCGUGGCGCUGGCUUGGUCGCUCAAGCUGGCGUUGAAGAGGCAGAACAAGAAGAUGAAGGAGAGGGAUCCGAACGAAACCAACUUCUAUGUGUACUAG
Pyricularia grisea is the source of this 1563-nucleotide messenger RNA. RefSeq lists its product as uncharacterized. The transcript has 2 exons. Lineage: Eukaryota; Fungi; Ascomycota; Sordariomycetes; Magnaporthales; Pyriculariaceae. Gene Ontology annotation, biological process: transmembrane transport. Gene Ontology annotation, molecular function: transmembrane transporter activity. The record is from RefSeq and is a predicted model, not a curated record. Bases 1 to 1563 code for a protein of 520 amino acids. Gene Ontology annotation, cellular component: membrane.